AUGGUCGAGCCACGCGGCUCGGCGCCGGCGAGGCUGGAGGGCAACCUGGUCAAGCCGCGGGCGGCUGAAGACCCCCAAGAUCACUUGACCAAGCUGCGGCUGGAGACCCCCAAGAUUGCUCGACCAAGCCGCAGCUGGACACGAACGAGACAGACGGCGAUGAGGGCACUCUACCCUAGCAUAGCUCGGUCACGAUAUAACAUGAACAUGCAGCGAGGAGAUGGAGCUCAUAUUGCGGCUUAA
Penicillium malachiteum is the source of this 243-nucleotide messenger RNA. RefSeq lists its product as uncharacterized. The record is from RefSeq and is a predicted model, not a curated record. The transcript has 2 exons. Lineage: Eukaryota; Fungi; Ascomycota; Eurotiomycetes; Eurotiales; Aspergillaceae. Bases 1 to 243 code for a protein of 80 amino acids.